AUGAAUGAAAUUCUUAAGUUGCUGAGAAGCAAAUCGGGAGUUCAGAGUAGGAAGGCAGGGUAUCAAAAGUUGAAAUUUGAUAACUGGAUAAGGGUUGAAGCCCUUGGAUUCAGUGGAGGCAUAUGGCUUUUCUGGAACAACCCUCUCACUGUUAAUAUUAUUUUCACUGAUCCCCAAUUUAUUUUGUCUCAGGUUAAGGAUAAUGGAAGUGAACCUUGGUUUUUUUCUAUCAUCUAUGGCAGUCCUACCCCUUCUCUUAGGAAGAAAUUGUGGAGGAACCUCGAUAGGACUCUGUUAAAUAUCAAUGGCCCAUGGUUAUCUGUUGGAGACUAUAACGCAGUUGCUGAUCAUGAAGAGGUUUCUAACCCAAGGAACUUCUCCCACUACCGAUGUACUGGUUUUAUUGAUUGGAUGUUUGAUCAAGGACUAUUGGAUUUGGGUUACACUGGUUCUAAAUUCACAUGGCAAAGGGGCAACUCUCAGGAUACUUUCAAAGCUGCUAGGUUGGACAGAGCCCUAUGCAAUUUGGACUUCCAAUUCAUGUGGAAAAAUCUCAAGGUUGAUCACCUUCCCAGGGUGGGAUCGGACCACAGUCCCAUUCUGGUUUCUUUCUCAAAUGUUUUGGAACCCCAAAGAAAUCACCAUUUUCGUUUCCUCCUACCAUGCUUAACUCACCAGAAUCUCAACAAGAUAGUAGCCAAUCAGUGGGUCACUAAUAAUCUAUUCCAAACCAACCUCACAAACCUUGCUGAGGUCCUGGGCACUUGGAACAGAGAGGAAUUUGGAGUCAUUGAAAAAAAGAAAAAAAGGCUAUUAGCUCGAAUUGAUGGUAUCCAAAGAAGACUUGAAGUCAACUAUGAGAGCGGCUUAAUCAGACUUCUCAAAAAACUUCAGGGUGAGCUUGAAGAGGUUUUAAAACAAGAGGAACUUAAAUGGUUCCAAAAGUCCAAGGAAGAAUGGAUUGUCUCUGGAGACCGUAACACCAAGUAUUACCAUGCUGUCACCUUUGCAAAUAGAAGGAGAAACAAAAUUGGAGCCAUGUUCAACAACCAAGGAAUUCUCACGACUGACACGAAAGAAAUGAGAGAGCUGGUUGUUGAUCAUUUCACCAAGUGUUUCACUAAAGAUGAAGAUAUCGACCUUUCCUUGGCCCCGGCCAAUUACUUCCCCACUAUUCAAGAAGAAGAUUGGCGCGUUUUCAAUAGGCCUUUCACUGAGGAUGACAUUAAGAAAGCUGUCUACGAUAUGGCCCCCAACAAAGCUGCUGGCCCGGAUGGUUUCAUAGCUGCAUUCUAUCAACAGCAUUGGUCUAUCCUUGGAAAAACUAUCUUUAACAUGGCCUCUGCUUUCUUUAAUACGGGAGUCUUGGAGGAUAACUUGAAUGAUACUUAUAUUGUGCUAAUCCCCAAAGUAAAAAAUCCGGAAUUUGUGACCCAAUUUAGGCCUAUCAGCUUAUGCAACAUCUCGUAUAAGAUAAUCACGAAGGCUAUGUCGAAUAGAUUACGGGUGAUCAUGCCUAAUCUUAUUGGCCCAUUUCAAAGCAGUUUUGUUCAUGGUAGGCAAAUUUCGGAUAAUGUUAUAAUCUACCAGGAGGUUCUAAAUUACAUGAGAAAAUGCAAAGGAAAAAAAGGCUAUAUUUUGGUCAAAAUUGACCUGGAAAAGGCCUAUGAUAGGCUUUCUUGGGAUUUCAUUCAAGACACCCUUCAGGAAGUGAAAUUUAAUCCCGAUUGGAUAAGAAACAUCAUGACAUGCAUUAGCACUGCUCGGUUCUCUAUCCUUUGGGAUGGGCAAAGGUCUGAUUUUUUUAAUCCCAGUCGGGGAAUUCGACAAGGGGAUCCCAUAUCACCUUUCAUUUUUGUUCUUUGCAUUGAAAGGUUGUGCCAUUUGAUUCAAGGUGCUGUUAGUAAUGGUUCUUGGAAAGGCAUUCAAAUCUCCAAGAAUGGACCUUCUCUCUCACAUCUUUGUUUUGCGGAUGACAUGAUUCUUUUUGGAGAAGCUAUGGUGUCCCAAGCUGAAAUUAUGAUUGAUUGCUUGAAUAAAUUCUGCUCAAGCUCGGGACAAAAGGUGAGUUUCCUAAAAUCUCAACUUUUUGUCUCCCCUAACACUGCCAACUCUCUUGCAGAUGACAUAUCAAGAAUCAUGAGCAUCCUUAUUACGAAGGAGCUGGGAAAAUACCUUGGAGUCCCUUCACUACAUGGGAGAGUCAAUAAAUCAACUUUUGCAGCUGUGGAAGAAAGGAUCACCACCAAACUACAAGGAUGGAAAACAAAAUAUCUCUCCUUAGCAGGUCGACAUGUGUUAGCCCAAUCUGUUUUAAGCUCUAUCCCUUAUUAUCUCAUGCAAACUAGUUUGCUGCCCAAGGGAUUAUGCGAUAAUAUUGACAGGAAAAUUCGCCAAUUCAUUUGGGGAGGACCCGACCUUAAAAGAAGUUGCAAUCUGGUCAAGUGGGAAGUUGUAACCAAGCCAAAAGCAGUUGGGGGUUUGGGUAUCAAAUCUAUGAGACAUAUGAAUCUAGCUUUCCUUGCAAAAUUGGGGUGGAGGCUAUUGAAAGAGGACAAACCCUACUGGAUACAAGUUUUGAAGGCCAAAUAUACUGGUAGGCAGAAUGACAUCAACCUCAUAAGACCUGUUUCAAGAAGCUCUAAUGCCUGGAGAGGGAUUAACGCUGCGAUGAAUAUCCUCAAGAAAGGUUCUAGCACCGCCAUUGGUUACGGAAACCAAACCAAAUUCUGGACUUCUAAAUGGCUCAUUGACGAUGCUCUGGGCAAUGUGGCUACUAGUGACAUCCCGCUAGAAGAUAUUGACCUCGCAGUCAGGGAUUACUGGAGCUCGGACACUGGCUGGAAUACCCAAAGACUUGCUCAUCUUCUUCCCCAAGGGAUCAUAAACACCCUCAAUGGUGUCAUGCUAUCUAACGAACCCAACCAUAAAGACCUACGGACCAGACUGCCCAACAGAAUCAAGUUCUUUAUGUGGCUUAUAACUCAUGGCCGCAUUAUGUGUAAUGCCGAACGGAAACGGAGACAUUUUACUGCUUCUGACUACUGCCACCUUUGUCGGGAUGUCACUGAAGACAUUGAUCAUGUGCUACGCAAAUGCCCCGCAGCCAUGGAGGUUUGGAAAGCUCUAAUGCCACCUCAGGCCUUUGAGGGUGAAAUUCAAAUAGACUGCAAGUUGUGGAUCAUGAAAAAUCUCAAGGUCAGAGGUAGGAGAUACGGUUUUUUGGAUUGGAGUGCAGCAUUCAGCGUUAUUUGUUGGCAACUCUGGAAAUGGAGAAAUUCAAUGGUGUUUAAAAAUGAAACUCUCCACAAAAACAUAAAGGCUAACAAGAUUAGAAAUUACUGCAUGGAAAUUCACAAAGCUCUCGAUCGCAACCCGAUAUUCACUAGUCAACCUGGGGAACAGAGAAGCUCUAUCCUUCACUGGAACAAGCUGGAAUCUGGCUGGAUUGCCGUAAAUGUUGAUGGAAGCAGCAGACCAAGUAAGAAGAAGGCAGGCUGCGGCGGCAUCCUGAGAAAUCAUUUGGGAGACUGGAUUCUUGGAUUCCAACUUAAUCUUGGGGAUUGCUCUAUGGAUAUUGCUGAAGCUCGGGCUGUUCUCAUGGGCCUAAAGAUCGCUUGGCAAAGAGCUUGCACAAACAUCAUCAUACAAAGAGAUUCUAAGAAUGUGGUUAAAUGGAUUAACGACCCUCUUUUCGAUGCUACGAGAGGCGGCACUUUAAACAAUAUUAUUUUUGAGUGCAAAAGUUGGAUGAAAAGGAGCUGGAAUGUUAAAUGUUGUCAUGUUCUACGGGAACAAAACCAAGUCGCGGACUGGCUAGCGAGAAAUCAAGGAGCUGAUACCAAUUUGGUUUUGCUAAACAAGUGCCCAAAUGCUAUUCUUGAUGAGUUUGUCCGUAGAGAUCGUAUUGGGAGUCCGGUAGCCCGUGGCGACUGA
This is a messenger RNA of Ipomoea triloba (trilobed morning glory), 3936 nucleotides long. RefSeq lists its product as uncharacterized. The record is from RefSeq and is a predicted model, not a curated record. Bases 1 to 3936 code for a protein of 1311 amino acids. Gene Ontology annotation, molecular function: RNA-DNA hybrid ribonuclease activity; nucleic acid binding. The transcript is spliced from 3 exons. NCBI's taxonomy places the organism in Eukaryota, Viridiplantae, Streptophyta, Magnoliopsida, Solanales, Convolvulaceae.